AGCCAGCGUUCAUUCAGUAAAUUGACAUCGAAACUCCGCAGCGUGUCCAGCCCUGUGCUGGGCGUCAAGGAUGUGUGGAUGGAAAGGACACGGUCCCUGUCGUCCAAGAGGAGACACACCAACAAUAAUAGCACAAUAUGACAAUUGCUUAAAUGAAGUUCUCUGCAGAUGACAUGACCCCUAGAGAAAGAGCAUAGACAUCCCCCUAAAUAGAAGAACUCACUGCUGUGCCUUGCCUGGGUGGAGCUAGCACUGCCUUCCUGUUUCCAUUCCCCACUCCAGAGAACUGGCCCACUGGGGGACUCCCACCCCAGACAUGGAGUGAAAAAUGAAGGUACUCGUGGCCAAAAAGUGACCAGAGAUCAGAAUGCAUCUCUUCUUGCCCCCAGCGUAUUCAGAAAUGCCACCUCUCCCUUGCCCAUGUUUGCUUUCAUCAUUUGUCUGUUCUCUGGGCUUCCAGUUCAUAAUAUUCCUUUCUUCUCCCACAACCAGUGUAAGUGGUCUGAGAUCCAAGCACUCGGGCACUGUGGCAUCUGGGGGAAAGCCUUGUUGGGACCGUGUUGGUACAGAUUGCUGUGAGCCAGAUGUAGAGAAGGGAGCUCUCCAGCCGCUGGGUCCCUCGCCCGUGUGCAUCAAGGGCAGAGGUGCACCAUCUCCCGUGGCCACAGGCCAUUCAGGUUCAUGUUCUCUAACAUUUCUAGUGUGCUUACUCUGUCCCUGAUACUAUGCUAGGUGCUUCCAUGUGGAUUUCAUUGUUUACCCUUCACAAUAACUUUGAUGGUGCACAAGCCAUGUGACUUUUGUUGAACCUACGAACCAAAUGCCCCCGUCACUCUCUGCCAUUGUUUAGCAGUCCUUAGACAGCUCACUUCGCCACCAGUGUAGGUCUCUGUUCCCUUAUCUGUAUAAAUGAGGGGAUUGUCUAGGGUCCUUCCCAGCUGCAAACCUCUGUGUUUUGGGGAGUUCUGUGGCAACAUUCUUGGACUUGCUCUCUACGAAAAAAGCUAAAAGUAGAUUAUUGAAAUGGAGUCCACAGGAAGUCUUCAGGGCUUUAAGACAGGUUUCUAAAGAGUUUAGAAACACCAACGUGCAGAUGACUUACUCCCACUACUUAUUACAAAGUAUCAUGGCAAGUAAGAAAGAAAUGGUCAGCCACUGGGAGAGCAGGCUGGGGUUGCAAGGAGGUGGCAGGUGCUGCUGUUGGGAUCUUGGGGGAGCAUUGUAGAAAAGUCAGCUUUGGAACCAGGCACUGAAAAAUGGGUGAAAUUUCAACACGAGAGGCAGUGCACGUGGGUCAUGAUUCAAGUAGCAGUGAGUAGUGAAUGGGGUUGGAGCAAGGGGCCCGUGAGCUCAAUGAUCACAUGGAAAAGGGAGGUGAGGGCCGGAGUGCAGAGAACCCCUCUCACUUUCCUGUGGGUCUCUCCUCUUCUUUAAACUGCAUUUAGGUUUUCCUCAUCUAUAAGAUGAAGGAAUAAGAUUAGAUGUCCUCUUUAUAUGGCUUGUCUACUUCUAAUAAACUUUGGUUCCCUAUUCCAGCCACCACCCAUAAAGACUCUUACUUUUUCCUCCUCAAUCCAUCAGCAUCAGCCAGCAUUCUCCCUCUCAGCUCACCCUGGUCAUUACCUCACUAAUCUGUACCUUGACUCUUAUUCUACCCGGGACCUCCCCUCACUAACCAUACUUGAUUUAUUUCCUUAAGAGCAGAUACCCUGUGUAUUCUUAGCUUACAGUGGCUGAGCUUUCGGGAGGUUUAAUAAAUUGUUUUUCAAUAGACUGUCAGUCCUAAAUGAUUUUAUUGCAGCUGUAUUGUUCUUUUUGGGGGGAGUAGGGAAGGUAAUCCUAGUUGUAUGCCAUAUUCUUUGUAUUGUUCAAGUUGCAUUUUGUUGGGCCUGUAAUAUUGAAGAAAAUGUCACUUGUAUGCAGAGUAGGAGGGAGAUUCCUUACACUGUAGAGGAACCGUUUUCCUAGGAUAGUACAAUUCCUGAGAGUCAUUUUCCUCUAAGGAUGAGCAGUAAAGCUAGAAUCCCUCUCUUGGCUUUGACCUUGAAGGGGUCAGCUGUUCCCAAGACUAGUUCCCAUGGAAAGAAGAUGGUCUCCUUAUCACAGUGACAAGAGGAGGCAGUAUGAGCAGAGUGCGUCACUGUUGCUGACCUCUAGGGACAAGCGAGCCAGCCGUAUUUCAGACAAGCUGGGAAGAGGCUCUCUGUGGGUCCUGGGAGUGAGGGAGCACUGGCGGGCUCAGACAUAGGUGUUGCUUAGCAGGACUGCUCUUCUGUUUCUUGUGUCGGCUUUGUUUAUUUCCUCUCUAUUUUCCCCCUGGACUUAGUGAAGUCUUUCCGAAAAUACCAAAGGUGAACCAGGGGAAGAGUUUUCAUUUUCCAUGUUUAGACAGAACUUUAAAUAGGAAAUGAUGUACACCCUGGGAGGCGGUGAGGUGGUGGCGAUGGUAAUUAAGGGGUGAUUAUCUCAAGGAGGUGGAGGAAUCAGGGGGAUCACUAGCUCAGCUGCCCCUCUCCACCUGGAGCAUCUCCUUCCAGUGCUAACCCUCGGAAGAGCUGGGCUUUCUUUGCUCUAGUGAGGGAGAGACCAGCAAUGAAGGUAUCUUGAGAUCAGCACUGUAAUUCCACCAGGACUCCUCAGGAGCCCGGUGUUAACCUUCUACUAUGGCAACAGAAUGAGGGCGCCGAUGGGUUGAAAUGCCGUUUAAACAAGGAAAUAGUAGAAUUAGAAGGAGCAUAACCACUAACAGGAACAUUUUGUAGCAGAAAUGUUAAAAAUCUAAAGGAGGAAAGUGAAUCAACAAUAACUCUUCUGUUCUGGGCAAGUCCAGCCCAUUUAUGUGAGGUGGUUAUUCUGCAUCUCUGUCUUCUGCAAGUCGCGCUGUGGCAGGGCUCUGUUUUGCAGAGAGGGUCCCUGGGGAUGGAGCAGAUCGGUUGGUGAUGUGUGUCUGUCAGAAAGCUCGGCAGAGCACCCUGGAACGCAGGCCCUCUCGCAGAGUCGGUAGUGACCCUACAUGUUCAUUUCCAAGGGCAGGAGAACAGACCGCUCCGGCUGCGACCUGGCCAGGAACGACCCCACAUCUGACAUUGCAGUAUGGGGGGGCCACUGAACCAGUCCUCAGCCUCAGUGUGUUCCUGGGGCUGCAGCUAGGGAGCAGUCGAACUCUUUCUUGAGACAAUUACAAGGCCACCACUGCUACUGCUGAAGGGAAGUUACUCCAUGCUUACAAUUCUCAGGUUUGAAGUUUUCAUGCUUUGCCAGACUAGAGUGAAUCAUGCAUCUUUGCAGGCUCAAGGGAUGUUUAAAGAAGCGGUAGGACAUCAUCCACCCACAAGUCGAGGCUGCAGGAUAAAGCAGACAUCCAAUAUCUUACAGGUGAACAAGGUGAUGUCCAUCUUGUUUUAUGUGAUAUUUCUCGCUUAUCUCCGUGGCAUCCAAGGUAACAACAUGGAUCAAAGGAGUUUGCCAGAAGACUCGCUCAAUUCCCUGAUUAUUAAGCUGAUCCAGGCAGAUAUUUUGAAAAACAAGCUCUCCAAGCAGAUGGUGGACGUUAAGGAAAACUACCAGAGCACCCUGCCGAAAGCAGAGGCCCCCCGAGAGCCGGAGCGGGGAGAGCCCGCCAAGUCAGAAUUCCAGCCAGUGAUUGCAAUGGAUACCGAACUGCUGCGGCAACAGAGACGCUACAACUCACCGCGGGUCCUGCUGAGCGACAGCACCCCCUUGGAGCCCCCACCCUUGUACCUCAUGGAGGAUUACGUGGGCAACCCCGUGGUGGCCAACAGAACAUCACGGCGGAAACGGUACGCGGAGCAUAAGAGUCACCGAGGGGAGUACUCGGUAUGUGACAGUGAGAGUCUGUGGGUGACCGACAAGUCAUCGGCCAUCGACAUUCGGGGACACCAGGUCACGGUGCUGGGGGAGAUCAAAACGGGCAACUCUCCCGUCAAACAAUAUUUUUAUGAAACGCGAUGUAAGGAAGCCAGGCCAGUCAAAAACGGUUGCAGGGGCAUUGAUGAUAAACACUGGAACUCUCAGUGCAAAACGUCCCAAACCUACGUCCGAGCACUGACUUCAGAAAACAAUAAACUCGUGGGCUGGCGGUGGAUACGAAUAGACACGUCCUGUGUGUGUGCCUUGUCGAGAAAAAUCGGAAGAACAUGAAUUGGCAUCUCUCCCCAUAUAUAAAUUAUUACUUUAAAUUAUAUGAUAUGCAUGUAGCAUAUAAAUGUUUAUAUUGUUUUUAUAUAUUAUAAGUUGACCUUUAUUUAUUAAACUUCAGCAACCCUACAGUAUAUAAGCUUUUUUCUCAAUAAAAUCAGUGUGCUUGCCUUCCCUCAGGCCUCUCCCAUCUGUUAAAACUUGUUUUGUGAUCUGGCUCUCAGGAGUCACUCUGUAAAAUCUGUGUACACCAGUAUUUUGCAUUCAGUAUUGUCAAGGCCACGACUGUCGUUUUAGUAAACUUGUUAAAAUCA
This is a messenger RNA of Cercocebus atys (sooty mangabey), 4472 nucleotides long. It is a transcript of the gene NTF3, whose product is annotated as neurotrophin 3. Gene Ontology annotation, biological process: memory; positive regulation of peptidyl-serine phosphorylation; neuron projection morphogenesis. NCBI's taxonomy places the organism in Eukaryota, Metazoa, Chordata, Mammalia, Primates, Cercopithecidae. Gene Ontology annotation, molecular function: growth factor activity; nerve growth factor receptor binding. Bases 3220 to 4161 code for a protein of 313 amino acids. The record is from RefSeq and is a predicted model, not a curated record. The transcript has 2 exons.